GGAGAUACUAAUAACUCCCUACCUCACACAGUUAUUAUAUUGCUUAAAUACUGUUUGCAAGUGGUUUGAGAUCUUUGGCUGAAAAGAGCUUUGCAAGUGCAAACUGCCAUUGCUGCUGUGAGCAAUUCCUCGGUCAGCAGCAGAUCAGAAUUCCAAGGCAAAACAAAUCUCAAGAACUUGUCUCUAGUGACAUUUCCGAUUGUCUAGGACUACCACCAUGGGAAAAGAAGCAAGACUCGCAGCACCCUGAUGCUGACAUACAGCAACGUGGCUGUUCAUGCUCCAAAAGACCAGCUUCUCUCCCGAGUAGAGGCAGACAUCACAGGGAACAUCCUUCACCAUUACAGAGCCAGUUGUCGGGUGCUGGGCAUCACUGUUACGAAAAAGGACAUGUGCCUAAAAUUAACCCUCAUCCAGAAUGUCACGGAGAUUAGCUGUGCCAUCUUGGAGACCAGAGACUUCCAGGAGUUCGAAUUCUCUUACAAACAGGAGCUCCUUGGCUACAUGCUGGACUUCAUUAAAAAGGAACCACUGGAUUCCCUGGCAUCUCCAGUUCGCUACAAGGCAAUUCUUGCCAUUGGACAUCUGAGCAAACUCAAACCAUCUUUGACCUUGGAGGAAAACCGUGAGCUCCUUGAUGAGUGUUUCAAAAGUUUAUUUCCCCUUCCUUCCUUGGAGAAGAUGAAAGAGGAAGGCGAGACAGCAAAGGAUGCUCUGCAUAUACAGUCACUGUACAUGAGGUCCUUGGAAGCCCUUGGCAAGCUAAUGAAGACUUUGCUGGAGGAAGAACCAACCGCAGACUGGUUCCAGGAAAUGUUUGAACUACUAAGGCCAUGGUUCAGUUCAGAGAAGGAGUGGGAGAGAGAAAGGGCCUUGCAGGCCAGCACCCAGCUGCUGACUGCCUAUCAAGAGACAGUUAAUAGCACAGUGAGUAUAGCCUCUUACUCUUCCUUGAGCUGACUUCCCUGCUUAUAUCAGAUCUGACACUCAACGCAAAUGCAUGA
Chrysemys picta bellii (western painted turtle) is the source of this 1004-nucleotide messenger RNA. Lineage: Eukaryota; Metazoa; Chordata; Testudines; Emydidae. The record is from RefSeq and is a predicted model, not a curated record.